AUGGACCGAAUAAAAUUCCCUCCUUCUAAGAGCCAUUAUACAAUCAAGCUAACAACCUGUUUCCAGUGCGUGGCCAACGACCAAGGAUCCCGCGACACCCCGUUGACUGUAUACAACCGCACAGCCUCACGGGCAGAAGUCUUCUGCGCACAAAAGCCCAACACCGAAGCUGCAUCAAGUCUCGAAGAAUCCAUCACCACCAGAGACCUAUUUUCAUCUGCGUAG
Molecule: messenger RNA, 225 nt
Organism: Penicillium pulvis
Lineage: Eukaryota; Fungi; Ascomycota; Eurotiomycetes; Eurotiales; Aspergillaceae
Product: oxidoreductase
Exons: 1
Coding region: 1-225 (74 amino acids)
Source: RefSeq, a predicted model, not a curated record